Molecule: messenger RNA, 357 nt
Organism: Medioppia subpectinata
Lineage: Eukaryota; Metazoa; Arthropoda; Arachnida; Sarcoptiformes; Oppiidae
Source: the annotation of a GenBank genome assembly
GGUUCACUUGAGCUGCAUUAGUAAACUUGACACCAAAACAUUGAUAUAAUGAUGAUUGAAAUGUAUGGCAGAUUGUGGGACAUCGAGUGCGGGACGUGUUUGCGAGUAUUGGACGGACACGAAGAACUGGUCCGUUGUAUUCGAUUUGAUAACAAACGUAUAGUUAGCGGAGCUUAUGAUGGUAAAAUAAAAGUGUGGGAUUUGGCGGCAGCGUUGGACCCGCGCUCACCCAAUGGUACGCUGUGUUUGCGAACUCUUGUUGAACACACGGGUAGAGUAUUUCGGCUACAGUUCGAUGAGUUCCAAAUCGUGAGCUCUUCACACGACGACACUAUACUUAUAUGGGAUUUCCUGAGU